Molecule: messenger RNA, 3706 nt
Organism: Closterium sp. NIES-65
Lineage: Eukaryota; Viridiplantae; Streptophyta; Zygnematophyceae; Desmidiales; Closteriaceae
Source: the annotation of a GenBank genome assembly
AUUCGGCGUAUCCUCCUUGCGAGAUGUAGAACCUGAUUGCUGCGAUAACCUUUUGGCGAAACUCCAAAAAGAGGAGGUUUUUACAGGAUUACUGCUUGAUGGCGGUCUGAUUAUCACAACCCGUUCCGCUGUGCCGUCAAAAGAGGCAGCAGCAGGCUUACAUUUGUUGGCGUUCUCGGCUCCCGUUAUACGCAAGAACAAGAAAGGAUCUCACGCUACGGCUCAACUAAUCUGCGCUCCCAAACCUCUAUCACCAGAUAGGGCCUUUGGAACAAAUGAGGCGCUCGGUGUUACAAUCGUUGCAUGCGAGCAGCUGUCCUGCGGAGAGGAACAUGCCUCAGUCGCGUGCAAUGUCUCGGCAUUGUCUCGAAGCCUUGGAAUUGGCUCGAAUGCUUUUCUGCUCGUCUAUUACUUCGCUGCUCUACGUCUUCCACAAGGAAGCUCAUCAAAGAUAUCUGCUGAGAGCAUUCCAUUCACUGCUCUUUCAUGGAAGCUGCAAAAGGGUCGCGUACUGGAACUCCACGAUUCAAAAGUGGCCUCACAUUCAGUGGAAACAAGCAAAAUCAGGAUUCAAAUUCCUAGCUCUCGCUCUUUCCUGUCAAGCAAAAACAGCAAGUCAGGUGGCCAGCGUGGCUUCACAGUUCCAAGCUGUGUGGUGUUCAACAACGAUGGUGAAGUUGCCUCCAUAGUGCACCAUGACACAAUAAGCAAGGCUCAAGUUCAGGCAACGCCAGUGAGUGCGGCUCUUGAGUGGAUUUCAAGUAUGUACGACAUGACCAGUACCACCAUAAGGCUUCCUCCCAUCGGCUCUCCCAGAGAGAGCAGCACCAGUGAGCAAAUCCUGGCAGAAGCAGCAGUAGAGGAGCGGCUGACAGAACCAGUACCAGGAAAUAGUUAUGACGCCUCCCCAGAAGCAGCAUCUGAAUCUGUGCCUGGUAACUUGGACACGGCCACGGAGCAAAGGGGUGAAGAUUCACUGGAGAAGGGUGAUACAUCAGCGCCUGAUGCUGUGGAUGCUUGUUCACCGACCGAUCAAGUUAACGAGACCAAUGUCACUGCAAACUUUGACACUGGGGUGGGUGCUGCUAAUUCCACAGCUGAUAAUGAGGAAUGUCAUGCCGUGGAAGUGCUCCCUAUUAACCAGAUGGCAGCGGACGUUGUGGAGAGUGCGCAUGUUGACACCAUUGCUCCCAUGCAAUCCGCUGAGAAGCAGAAGCUGAGUCACGAAGAGCUCAAAGCACGCAUAAUGGGUUAUGGCAACAUGAGCGGUAUGAUGAAGAGACAGGGUGCUCGAGCAGACGUUUCUAGGCAUGUGGAAUUAGCUAGUAUAGCAGCUGGAGUGCAGAGAUUGUCAGGUGGACCGAGAAAGCCCACCUCCAGCAGAUCCUCUGCAGAAGGGAGAGGCUCUGAAGGUGGCUUGAUUGGGGAGGCAGGCAGCAUCUCACGCAAGCCAGCACUCUGGCGAUUUGGAUCGACUGGCCAGCAGGCAGCUGCAGGCACAACGGCAUCAGAUGCAGCAGGCAACGAGGGAGUCUCUCACAAGACUGCAUUGAACAACAUGCCAUCCCUGCAAAUGAUCGUGGCUGCUCCUGUAGCAGCAUUUGUGGAACUGGGGACGAAAAUGAGUGGUGCAAUGGUAGAUCUUGGAAGUGCACUUCGGAAACACCAAGAGCAUGGAGCUCAGGUGGCUGAGAUGAGUGAAUUGGACAAGAAGAAGCUCCAGGAACAAGAGGUGCGCAGACAAGAUGCAUACAAAAACGCUUCUGCAUCCCUCUUCAAAACGAGUCACCUUCAAGAGCGGCUAUCUACCCCAAACCUGCAGGUCCCCCCACCUGAUAUGGAGAAUCCUGAGAACGUUUUACACCUGGAUCAUGCUGCUGACGUUGAGGUCGGUGAUGCGAAGGGUUUGGAGUCACAAGCGAGUGCAGGGGCUGGUCGCAGCGUGAUGUUUGGAGUAAAAGAAGGUGAUGAGAAGGAUGGAGAUGAUUUCAGCAAAGGGAAGGAGGCCACUGAGGCUAGUGGCGAUGGGGUCAGUGAAGGGAGAAGUCCCUGUGAGCUGGAUGAAGGCCAAGGCAUAGGCAUGGGAGGAAGUGCCUAUGCGUAUGAUCAUUCAACAGCCUUGAGCGGAAGCCUCAGUAUAGACUUGUCCAAAGAGAUGAAGGGCGAGCAUUCGUCAGAGAUUGUUGUUGGUGCGAGGUCCAGUGACGGGUCAAGCAAGUCAAGUGAGCAGUCCAACCACAGGCACUCCAGAGACAGCACCGGCAGCAGCAGCUCAACCGACCAUGUCAAAGACAAAUGGCCUCUUACGACCCAAACGAGCACUGGUAGCACCUCCACUGGCACACGGCGUCCACGGGUCUUAUUGGAUGACCACUGGUGGAAGACGAAGCUGGUUGGUGAGGAGCCAGGGCGCCGUUUGGUGGCUGCUCAGCUAGCCAGGGAGGCAAUGCUGAUGCGAGGGGGGUCGGGUAAUGUCUCACGGCUGGAGGGACGCGUUGGGGGAUUGGAGGCGCCCACUCCUCUUGCUUCACGUUCCAAUUCUGGAGUCCCACUGACCAUAAGGAAGGGAGCCAUCACGAUAGCUCUGCAUGAGGAAAGAACGGAUGUGGCUCAGGGCUCAAAUGCUGACAGUUCCGAGCCUGAGGGGGAAAGAGAAGACAAGUCUGAUGGAGCUGAUGGUGCCUUGUCAAGGCUCGCUGACAAACGUACAACUGAACCACCUGGGGUUGCUGCUGAUGGGACAAGCACAUGCACGAGCAAGCCGUUACAGCAAGGUGGUGUUGAUGAAGGAAUUGCGUUGCAGUGGGCACAGGGAAACCAUUCAGUGGGCAAAGGAUCCGCUGCAACAACGCUGGGUAAGGGUGAAAUCACGUUGCUCAGCUCUGCUACUCAGGCUGAAGUGGAGGCACAUCAGCAGCCAUGCCAGACUGCGGCUGACAAUCAUGACCCCUGGGUGAGCAAGGCGGAGCACAAAACCCCAGUGAAGGCAGUCCCUCCUCCAGUGGACAAGCGUCUGCAGUCAGGCUUUGACGGGCUGAUGCAGGCAAUUGAGUCGCUGGCCACCAUGAGUGUUUCUCGCUCUCCUGGAGCCAAGCCAUGGGCCUCAAGCAACCGAGAAACAGACAAGGGAGCAACCAGUCAGAGCACACAGCCCUCUAGCCCCAUGCUGACAUAUGAUGGAGCAGUGACCAGCCUGGGGAAACGCCAAACUGAGCCAAGGCAAGCUGUGGCCGGGGUCACAAGACAAGCAGCUAUCUUUUCAGCCACUUCUUCUUCCAGCAGCACUCAAAUCUCUUCAACUGGUCACAGGCUCCCUGCAGCAUCACCGGAGCACACUGAAGAGUUUGCUCACAGGGCAGGGGUGCUGAGCCUGCAGCAGCAGGCAGCGUGGCUGUGGGGCAGUGCACAGCACAUGGCUGCACGGGGCACAAGGCCCAGCUCUGCAUCUAGCGAUGGGGACUCCCAGGCCAGGGGUAGCGGUGUGGAGCACGACAGGACGAGUGGGAGGGCGAGUGAUAGGGUGAGUGGGCUGUCAGGUAUACCAAGUGCCAGAAGCAGCUCGAAUAUGAGGAGCAGUGCUGGAGGAGUGGGGGCUGGGAAGAGCCCAGCACCUGUUGCUGACUUGAUGACAGGAAAGCAGGCCUAUGAGUAUUUGAAGGAGCAUCAGAAGGAAUGUGCACAUAUGGGACCGCGCACUCUUCGUUGA